This is a messenger RNA of Schistocerca cancellata (South American locust), 1251 nucleotides long. RefSeq lists its product as uncharacterized. The coding region runs from base 1 to 1251 and encodes 416 amino acids. The transcript is spliced from 6 exons. Gene Ontology annotation, molecular function: catalytic activity. The record is from RefSeq and is a predicted model, not a curated record. NCBI's taxonomy places the organism in Eukaryota, Metazoa, Arthropoda, Insecta, Orthoptera, Acrididae.
AUGUUACAGCAAAAACAGCAUGUUACUCAGGCAAAUGAGCUUUAUAAACAGUAUAUUGUUUCUCAAGAACUUUCAUUCACUGGGAGUAUCACUGACGUUGGUGAGGUUAUUUUGUCUUUUAUAGUGACAGUUGCAGUCCUACCUUGGCAGCCUGGAUCAGGUGAAUACAGGGUUAUAAAUACAAAAUCAAAUAGGGAUAAUGCAGCAGUAGGUUUAAUAAUGAAUAAAAAAAUAGGAGUGCGGGUAAGCUACUACAAACACCAUAGUGAACGCAUUAUUGUGGUCAAGAUAGAAACGAAGCCCACACCUACUACAGUAGUACAAGUUUAUAUGCCAACUAGCUCUGCAAAUGAUGAACAAAUUGGUGAAAUGUAUGAUGAGAUAAAAGAAAUUAUUCAGGUAGUGAAGGGAGAUGAAAAUUUAAUAGUGAUGGGUGACUGGAAUUCGAGAGUACGAAAAGGGAGAGAAGGAAACAUAGUAGGUGAAUAUGGAUUGAGGGAAAGAAAUGAAAGAGAAAGCCGUCUGAAUCAUAGAAGAAGGUUGUACACAUGGAAGAAUCCUGGAAAUACUAGAAGGUAUCAGAUAGAUUAUAUAAUGGUAAGACAGAGAUUUAGGAACCAGGUAUUAAACUGUAAGACAUUUCCAGGGGCAGAUGUGGACUCUGACCACAAUCUAUUGGUUAUGAGCUGUAGAUUAAAACUGAAGAAACUGCAAAAAGAUGGGAAUUUAAGGAGAUGGGACCUGGACAAACUGAUAAAACCUGAGGUUGUACAGAUAGAAGAAUGGGUAGGUCUGAGGGAUGAAGUAGUGAAGGCAGCAGAGGAUCAAGUAGGUAAAAAGACAAGGGCUAGUAGAAAUCCUUGGGUAACAGAAGAAGUAUUGAAUUUAAUUGAUGAAAGGAGAAAAUAUAAAAAUGCCGUAAAUGAAGCAGGCAAAAAGGAAUACAAACGUCUAAAAAAUGAGAUCGACAGGAAGUGCGAAAUGGCUAAGCAGGGAUGGCUAGAGGACAAAUGUAAGGAUGUAGAGGCAUAUCUCACUACGGAUAAGAUAGAUACUGCCUACAGGAAAAUUGAAGAGACCUUUGGAGAAAAGAGAACCACUUGUACGAAUAUCAAGAGCUCAGAUGGAAACCCAGUUCUAAGCAAAGAAGGGAAAGCAGAACGGUGGAAGGAGUAUAUAGAGGGUCUAUACAAGGCCGACAUACUUGAGGAUAAUAUUCUGGAAAUGGAAGAGAAUGUAGAUGAAGACUAA